CGAUAAUGAUAUGACACCAAGCCAAGGGGUUGGAGUGACAUGUUUGUUGCCCUAUAAACUGAUAAACACUUGGUGUAAACUGAAGCAUGUCAAUUAUGAGUACAAAGAUUUAUAUAUUGAUUAUCUAGCCAUGCAUCCUGCUGAAGGAACAAGUACUGUCCAAAGUCCAUUGAUUGUAUACAUGACAUGGCACAUUGCUGGGAACAUAAGGACAUUCUUGAGUGACCUCACAUAUAUAAAAUCAAACAAAACUCAAAUUAGACUCUCUAUUUUAUUUUCCUUUAUGAAUUUCUAUUUGAGUGGUUUAGGGGGUGCUUAUAAGAG
Messenger RNA from Owenia fusiformis, 324 nucleotides. The record is from the annotation of a GenBank genome assembly. Lineage: Eukaryota; Metazoa; Annelida; Polychaeta; Sabellida; Oweniidae.